Helobdella robusta is the source of this 642-nucleotide messenger RNA. RefSeq lists its product as hypothetical. The annotation marks the transcript as partial. Gene Ontology annotation, molecular function: G protein-coupled receptor activity. The record is from RefSeq and is a predicted model, not a curated record. The transcript has 2 exons. NCBI's taxonomy places the organism in Eukaryota, Metazoa, Annelida, Clitellata, Rhynchobdellida, Glossiphoniidae. Gene Ontology annotation, cellular component: membrane. Gene Ontology annotation, biological process: G protein-coupled receptor signaling pathway.
CUAGCCAACACGACUAACACAUUCAUAGUCAACUUAGCUAUAGCUGAUCUGGCGUUUUUAAUUUUCUGCGUGCCUUUUCACGCCGUGGUUUAUAGUACAGAUAGCUGGCCUUUUGGCAGUUUUACUUGCAAAUUCGUUCAUUUUUUGCAGUUUUCAAGUAUGGCGGCCAGUAUAUGGACCCUAGCUGUCAUGUCCCUAGAUCGAUUCUUAGCUGUCGGCUAUCCAGUUCAGACUAAACAUUUGAGGAAGCCGAAAAUUGCGCUGGCUGUUAGCGGAGUCGUUUGGUUUUUUGCUUUUUUGUUAGCUAUUCCUGUCUGCGGGGUUUUUACCCAACAAUUCUCUCUUGGCUUCAUAACAAUAUGUGCUGAACAGUGGCUAUCUCAAAACUCCGCCAAAAUAUACUACCUUACGCUACUAACUCUAGCUUAUCUAGCUCCGCUAUCGACUAUAGCUAUAAUGAGCGGUUUUACUAUCAGCUAUCUCUGGCGUAGCUCUUUUGACAUGGGCUUAGAUCAGAAUAGCCGAUCGAAUAAAGCUAAGAAGCGCGGCACUAAGCUGAUAAUAGCUGUUGUUGUUGUCUUCGCCAUUUGCUGGCUCCCCGCUCAUGUUAUUUGGGUUUGGAGUCACGUUUUUAGCGAGAUU